Drosophila innubila is the source of this 1792-nucleotide messenger RNA. RefSeq names its product tubulin gamma-2 chain (gene gammaTub37C). Bases 47 to 1405 code for a protein of 452 amino acids. Gene Ontology annotation, biological process: meiotic spindle organization; cytoplasmic microtubule organization; microtubule nucleation. Gene Ontology annotation, cellular component: spindle; microtubule; nucleus. The record is from RefSeq and is a predicted model, not a curated record. The transcript has 5 exons. Lineage: Eukaryota; Metazoa; Arthropoda; Insecta; Diptera; Drosophilidae. Gene Ontology annotation, molecular function: structural constituent of cytoskeleton; GTP binding.
GCGGAAAGCACAGUUAUAUUCGCAGUGAUAAAGCAAACAGAUAAAAAUGCCAAGUGAGAUAAUUACGCUGCAAUUGGGCCAAUGCGGCAAUCAGAUUGGCUUCGAGUUCUGGAAGCGCCUGUGCCUGGAGCAUGGCAUUUCACCUGAGGGCGUCCUGGAAGACUUUGCGGCCGACGGGCACGAUCGCAAGGACGUCUUCUUCUAUCAGGCAGACGACAAUCAUUAUAUACCACGUGCGGUUCUCAUCGACUUGGAGCCGCGCGUUAUACACAACAUUAUGAGCUCACCGUAUGCCAAGCUCUAUAAUCCGGAGAAUGUCUACUUGUCUAAGCAUGGCGGCGGAGCCGGCAACAACUGGGCUUCUGGCUUUAGCCAGGGUGAGAAGGUGCAAGAGGAGGUCUUUGAUAUAAUUGAUAGGGAGGCCGACGGCAGCGAUUCCCUGGAAGGAUUUGUGCUCUGUCAUUCGAUAGCCGGAGGCACGGGCUCUGGCAUGGGCUCCUAUCUGCUGGAACGCCUCUCAGAUCGCUUUCCCAAGAAGCUGAUCCAAACGUACAGUGUGUUUCCCAAUCAGGACGAGAUCAGCGAUGUCGUUGUGCAGCCCUACAAUUCGAUUCUUACCCUCAAGCGACUGACCAAGUGUGCGGAUUGUGUCGUCGUCCUGGACAACACAGCCCUAAAUCGCAUUGCCACAGAGCGUCUUCAUAUACAAACGCCCACAUUCACCCAGAUCAACAACCUGGUGUCGACCAUUAUGAGUGUGAGCACCAGCACCUUGAGAUAUCCCUCAUACAUGAACAACAAUCUGAUCGGAUUGACGGCUCCGUUGAUUCCCACGCCACAGCUACACUUUCUAAUGACAGGCUACACUCCGUUGAUCACAGAUCCCGAGACGAAGAUCAAUGUGCGCAAGACAACUGUUUUGGAUGUGAUGCGUCGCCUGUUGCAGCCGAAGAAUAUGAUGGUCUCCUCGACAGCUGACAAGCGGCAUUGUUUUAUAUCCAUACUGAACAUAAUUCAAGGCGAGGUGGAUCCAACUCAGGUUCACAAGUCGCUGCAGCGCAUAAGGGAGCGUAAGCUGGCCCAGUUUAUACCCUGGGGCCCGGCUAGCAUUCAGGUGGCUCUGUCCCGUAGUUCACCCUAUGUGCAGUCCGCACACAAGGUGUCUGGACUGAUGAUGGCCAAUAACACGGGCAUCAGUGCUCUCUUCAAUCGCUCUCUGGCUCAGUACGACAAGCUGAGGAAGCGUAAUGCUUUUCUGGAUCAGUUUAGACGCGAACCCAUGUUCCAGGAUGAUCUCAAUGAGCUGGAUUUGGCACGCGACACUGUUGACUGUCUGAUACAGGAAUAUGAUGCAGCUACCCAGAUGGACUACAGGAACUGGAGUCCCGUUGCAAAUGGUGUAUAACUUCAACUGCGCCUCUUUGGUAUUGAGUUCUUGUUCAGCUCAAUAGGCUGUGCCUUUUCCUAUAUAUUUAUAUCAUCUGGACAGUAAUUUCUAUACUUGCUCUCUAAUUUCGCUCAAGAUGUCGUUAAAAGGUUUUACUAAUUUCAUGAAGCAUUACAUCAGAUGUGGCAUUCGACAAACCGUCAAGAUAUAUGGAUUUCUCACUGGUAUCACGAUUCAAAAUUGAAAUAAUCAUGAAGUUUUUUCACGCUUUAUAAAAUUGUCGGCUAAAUCUCAUUAAAUUAUAGCUUCAUACAGUUCCUGCAAUACUAAAGUGUCCACCUUUUAAUGAUAUCGUAUAUUCUAAAUAUUGUAAAUACUUAAAUUAAAGUUGAAUGAAAAAAAAAA